Molecule: messenger RNA, 2172 nt
Organism: Kwoniella botswanensis
Lineage: Eukaryota; Fungi; Basidiomycota; Tremellomycetes; Tremellales; Cryptococcaceae
Exons: 9
Coding region: 1-2172 (723 amino acids)
Biological process (GO): regulation of DNA-templated transcription
Cellular component (GO): nucleus
Molecular function (GO): DNA-binding transcription factor activity, RNA polymerase II-specific; zinc ion binding; RNA polymerase II transcription regulatory region sequence-specific DNA binding
Source: RefSeq, a predicted model, not a curated record
AUGAAUGGGUAUCCCCUAUAUGAAGAUCCAAAUAACAAUAACAACAAUGGACAAUCUUCAGUCCCAAUAUUUCCCGGAUUAUCACGAACGACUUCAUCAUCAUCUUCCAUCCAACAUUUCAACUCUAACCCUACCCCAGACCCCUAUACCUAUCUUCAUUCUCAACUCGGUGCGUCGAGCUUGCACUCUCAACUCGGAGCAUCGAGCUUGAGAGGCAUUGUACCGAAUCUGAAACCUACCUCGUUCAAUUCUUUCAAUCCUGAUGAUUACGUUUCCACCCUCAUUGAUCCCCAACAACAACAACAAAGCACAGCAGAAGCUUUCACGCAGAUCAUCCAACAACAUCAUGGUAACGGAGAUGGACAUGGACCGAGUAAAAUUUCCGGUAUAGCCAAGAAGAAAUCGGCCAAAAAGUUUCAUGGAGCCGAAGGGUUGGGGAAGAAUGGUGAACCGAGGAAGAAAAGGACAAAGAGGUCGUCUGGAAAAGCUUGUGUGUACUGUAGAAGGAGUCAUAUGGUCUGUGAAGGUGGAAGACCUUGUGAGAGGUGUAUAAAACGCGAAAUCCCUCAUCUAUGUCGAGAUUUCACACCACCACCUCAUCACCCUACUCAUUCCCACUCGCAUCAGUCGGAAGCAAGCCAAAUGACCGAAUCGCCAUCUCAAGUCAGUGGUGCAGAAUCUUCUUCCGCCAAUACUGUACAACCCUCGGCACAACCUUCAGCACAACCGACGUUGAUACCUACUCUUCCUCAGCAGAAUCAACAACAACAACAGCAACAGAUACCCAUGUACACUGACCCCAACUUCCCUCCGUCAUGGCCAUUACUUCCCAAUACAUCCAACCAAAUGCAGUUCAACUCUGCACCUUCCCAACUCAAUCAGACAUUAUCUCAGCAAACUCCUCCGGUGAAAUUAGAACCUGAUUUGACAGGAAAUGGGAAUGUGAAUUCGAAUGGCGAUGGGAGUAUGCCUCCUCCAUCUUGGGGUAAUUCGAAUGACGAUUCGGAACUAGCUGCUUUGAACAAAUUCAUGAAAGACUUGGGUGUGCCUGCACUCCCAGGUGAUUUCUUCAGCUUUAUGCAGUCACUGGAUGGUAAUGAUCCCAACAACUCUCUUCAAGUGCCCAUGUCAGAUGAUAUCGGUACAAGUACAACCAAUACACCAGACUUUGCCAAUCUCUCUUCUCAGAACCUGAUAGGGGCGUUCGGUGGAUCGAGUAAUUACAAAGGCAAAGGAAAGGUCGUACCCAUGUCAAGGAUCGAUAAAUUCAUGAUGGCCGCUGCGGACCAACCUAAUGGAAGUCGAGCGGCAAGAUUGGCUCAGGUGAUUAAAGCGAAGUACGAUGCGGGUCUGUUGAAACCAUAUGACUAUGUGAAGGGUUAUGAGAGGAUGAACAAGUGGAUGGAAUCUGGCAGGGCUGCUCCAAGGAUAGAAAGUAGAGCAGGCAGCGAGACGGACAGUCCGGCUCCGGGAGGAAUAGGAAGGAAUGGCAGACUGCCGUUGACGGGCCUCACACCUCAUCAGGCUUUGGGUAAAAGCAUAUCACCCGAUUCGCGCCGACGUAUAUUAGCUGCUUUAGCUGGAUUCAGACCGAAAUUCAGACAGAUAGCUAGAACACUCACGAAUGUGGAUUUGGUAUUUGUAGAAGAGGCUAUGGAAAGGUGGAUGUUGGAGUAUGACAGGACAUUUGCAUCUAUUCACACCCCAUCAUGCAUAUGGCGACGAACAGGUGAAAUCCAAAAGGCCAAUCAAGAAUUUUCCAACUUGACUGGUAUACCUGCGUCCAUGUUUAGAGAUGGACAACUGUGCGUGUACGAAUUGAUGGAUGAAGAAAGUGCUGUUAGGUAUUGGGAGGGAUAUGCUAAGAUAGCUUUUGAUCAGAAUCAAAGAUCAAUGUACAUCUCCUGUACCUUACACAUCCCCUUAUCCCUAACUCGACAUAAACCUCGACACCUAUCUGCUGCACCUACUCCCAACCCAUCAAAAUCUGCUUUCCCCGCUCCACCACCUCCUGAUCUAGCUUUACCACAGAGUUUCCACGAUGGUGCAUCAGAUAAUGGUAUGAUGGAUGAGUUCAGGGAGAUCAAAUGCUGUUUUAGUGUGACCAUCAGGAGGGAUACGUGGGGUGUGCCAGUUGCAAUAAUGGGACAGUGGAUUCCUAUACAAGGAUGA